This is a messenger RNA of Spizellomyces punctatus DAOM BR117, 1979 nucleotides long. RefSeq lists its product as uncharacterized. Bases 153 to 1841 code for a protein of 562 amino acids. Gene Ontology annotation, cellular component: plasma membrane. The transcript is spliced from 9 exons. NCBI's taxonomy places the organism in Eukaryota, Fungi, Chytridiomycota, Chytridiomycetes, Spizellomycetales, Spizellomycetaceae. Gene Ontology annotation, biological process: transmembrane transport. The record is from RefSeq and is a predicted model, not a curated record. Gene Ontology annotation, molecular function: transmembrane transporter activity.
GAGUUUCCAUUUGGAAAACGUCAUUUUCGGAGCAAGCGGUCUUUUUAUUUUUAUUCAAAGCGCAUCGUCCAUCUCGCUAGAUUUCCGCAUCCCCAUAGCCAACGUCUUUUCGCCUUUUGCCCGUCGGCCUACGAGUGCCCUCCAACCGUCCAAUGACUUACGCAAAGGUUAAUGACGCGUACGGCAGCAGUGAGUGGGCUCCGCCACAAGGUGUUCCGCCUUACCAGCAAGCGGCUGGUGGACAGCCGUAUGCCCAGUACGGAGCCCCCAGCUACCCUCCACAAGGCUACCCAACUUCAUACAGUCAACAACCUCAACCUGCAUACGGUCAACCCCCACAGGCGCCGUACGGUCAGGCCCCGUACGCACAACCAGCUCCGUAUACAACGCCUUACAAUGCACCUUCCUACCCACCGCCAGCAAAUCCGCCACCACCGCAGUCGGUUGGAAACAGCGGGGAAAAGUUUAAUAAGGAACCAAAGUACAAGGAUUUGUGGGCUACAGUCCUGUUUCUUCUCACGCUCCUUGGAUUCGCUGCUACCGCUGUCAUUGGUAUCAAGAAUAUCCACCUAAGCUCGGGCAAUAGCCCUGAAAACCAGCCAAACAAUGGCAGUAACAAUAAUUUCGUGGUUCCUCCUCCAAAGGAUAUUGCUGGUAUUCUAAUUUCUGUUGUUGGAGGUGGAUUUCUUAUUAGCGCAGUGUACUUUCUCCUCAUGCAAAAAUUUGCCGGAAAGCUGAUCAAAGUAUCCAUGGUUUUAACCAUUCUCGUCAUGGUCGCUCUUGGGGCAUAUUAUAUUGUUGCGGGUUCAACCGCGGGAGGCAUCAUUGUUUUCCUCAUUGCAGGCUUGUAUGCCUUCUUCUUGUGGUCAUGGAGGUCUCGAAUUCCAUUUGCAAAAGUUCUCUUGAAAACCGUUACAUCGAUCACUGGCCAAUACCCAGCAACUCUGUUUGUGGGUUUCGUUGGAUUGAUCCUGGAAACUGCUUUUACGGCACUGUGGAUUGCCAGCUUUGCGGGCAUGAUGCAGUAUUUCGAUAGCGACAAGGCUAGCAAUGGACUCCGAUAUGUUACAGUUGUGUUUAUGCUGUUUGCGCUAUACUAUGUGACCCAAGUCAUUUCAAACACAAUUCAUGUUACUAUCUCGGGAUUGUUUGCCACCUAUUACUUCAUGGGUACUCGCCAGCCGGAUGGAAAAGUUACUGUACCCGUACGGAACCCGACCGCUUCCUCAGCAAAGCGUGCCGUUACCACGAGUUUUGGGCCUGUCUGUUUCGGAAGUUUGAUCAUUGCACUUAUCCAAACGAUCCGGGCGUUGCUCCGCAUGGCAUCACAAUCUGCGGCUGAGGACGGCAACAUUGCUGGUGCUUUGUGUGCUGCCUGUGCCGGAUGUUUCUUGAGCUGCAUUGAAGGGUUGGUGGAGUACUUUAACAAGUACGCGUUUGUGCAAGUUGCAGUUUACGGCAAGGAUUACAUUCGUGCUGCAAAAGACACUUGGGAGCUUUGCAAGUCUCGUGGUAUUGAUGCAAUCAUCAACGACAGCCUUGUUGGGUCCGUGCUCACCAUUGGCGGUCUGCUGGUCGGAUUCAUCUGCGGUUUCGUGGCUUACCUCUACGUCCGAUUCUCUCCCAAUAUCCCAUCGGAUGGGCUGCACUAUGGCGUCUUUAUCGCCGUGGCCAUUCUGAUUGGCAUGUCAGAGUUUUUCGUGCUUUCAACGGUGAUUGACAGCGGUGUCACUACAACGUUUGUUUGUUUGGCGGAAGAUCCCGCUGCUCUUUAUCGCACCAAGCCGGAAUUGUAUGAACGAAUCCGGCAGGUGUAUCCUCAAAUUGCGUUCCCAGUGUGAUCGGAGGAGAAAGGAGGAGGUUAUUUAGAUUGUGUGAAAUGCUCAAUGUUGUUUUUUUGGAUCCAAUUCUAUCCGUAGUGUUGUUGCUGCUGCUACUUUAAUUCAAUAUCUUCAAAGUUGGUCGCCAGCAUUUUAAAG